This is a messenger RNA of Ochotona princeps (American pika), 2129 nucleotides long. RefSeq names its product ganglioside induced differentiation associated protein 2 (gene GDAP2). The transcript has 14 exons. The coding region runs from base 217 to 1710 and encodes 497 amino acids. The record is from RefSeq and is a predicted model, not a curated record. NCBI's taxonomy places the organism in Eukaryota, Metazoa, Chordata, Mammalia, Lagomorpha, Ochotonidae.
GCAGCUGGUCAUUCUAACCUCCACGGACCGAGUGAGUGGCGUUCGCCGCGGCGCUCCUGCUGAGGGCUUGUCCCGAAAUGUCAUUCGGCCGCCCUCGAAGAGCAGCGUAACCCGGCCCCGCCGCCGCCCGGAUGGGACCGCCAGAGUUCUAUAAAGUCUCCAGUGAAUUUUGAGUGGCUGAGGAAUUUGAGAAAAAAUAAGACACAUUCCCAUUCCAUGGAUCCCUUGGGUGCACCUUCCCAGUUUGUGGAUGUGGAUACACUACUCAGCUGGGGUGACUUGUGUGAAGAUGAAUUAAAUUCUUCUGAUACUACAGCUCAAACAUUUCCAGAGGACACUACUAGAUCACCUUUUCUCUAUAAUAAAGAUAUCAAUGGGAAAGUAGUUCUAUGGAAAGGAGAUGUGGCGUUACUGAACUGUACAGCCAUUGUGAAUACCAGCAAUGAAAGUCUCACAGACAAGAAUCCUGUUUCAGAAAGUAUCUUCAUGCUUGCAGGGCCUGAUUUGAAGGAGGACCUUCAGAAACUUAAAGGUUGCCGAACAGGUGAAGCCAAAUUAACAAAAGGAUUUAAUCUGGCUGCCCGGUUCAUUAUUCACACAGUGGGACCUAAAUACAAGAGCCGCUAUCGCACAGCAGCUGAGAGCUCCCUGUACAGCUGCUAUCGAAAUGUGCUUCAACUGGCAAAAGAGCAGUCGAUGUCUUCCAUUGGAUUCUGUGUCAUCAACUCUGCAAAAAGAGGUUACCCUCUAGAAGAUGCAACACACAUAGCACUUCGCACCGUAAGGAGAUUCCUAGAGAUUCACGGAGAAACCAUUGAAAAGGUCGUAUUUGCUGUCUCUGAACUUGAAGAGGCUACUUACCAAAAGCUGCUACCUCUGUACUUCCCAAGGUCAUUGAAGGAAGAGAGUCGAUCGUUGCCAUACCUGCCUGCAGAUAUUGGAAAUGCGGAAGGUGAGCCUGUGGUACCUGAACGGCAGAUCAGGAUAAGUGAAAAACCUGGUGCUCCAGAGGACAACCAAGAAGAGGAGGAUGAAGGCUUGGGAGUUGAUCUUUCAUUCAUUGGCUCUCAUGCCUUUGCUCGAAUGGAAGGAGAUAUUGAUAAGCAAAGAAAGCUGAUUCUCCAGGGACAGUUAUCAGAGGCAGCACUACAGAAGCAGCAUCAAAGAAAUUAUAACCGUUGGUUGUGUCAAGCAAGAUCUGAGGAUCUGUCUGAUAUUGCUUCUCUAAAAGCCUUAUACCAAACAGGUGUUGAUAACUGUGGUCGCACAGUGAUGGUGGUAGUUGGAAGAAACAUUCCUGUUACGUUAAUAGAUAUGGACAAGGCUCUCUUAUAUUUUAUCCAUGUAAUGGAUCACAUUGCUGUGAAGGAAUAUGUGUUAGUAUAUUUUCACACACUAACCAGCGAGUACAAUCACCUGGACUCUGACUUCCUGAAGAAACUCUAUGAUGUUGUUGAUGUGAAGUACAAGAGGAAUCUGAAAGCUGUUUAUUUUGUUCAUCCAACAUUUCGUUCAAAGGUAUCCACAUGGUUUUUCACCACCUUUUCUGUCUCAGGAUUGAAGGACAAAAUCCACCACGUGGACAGUCUCCAUCAGCUAUUUUCCGCCAUAUCCCCAGAGCAGAUCGACUUCCCUCCUUUUGUCCUUGAAUAUGAUGCCAGGGAAAACGGGCCUUACUAUACGUCUUAUCCGCCAUCACCGGAUUUGUGACCUGCCAUCUGUCAGUGCUUUGUGAUUACGAGGAUGCCCCUCCCACUACAGAUCACUACCUAGUGAAGUAAUACUCAUUUUUGCUGUACAGAUCCAGAGAGCCUUUUGUCCCCACCUCUCUGGUAUUUUUUUAUUGACUGUAUAUUUUCUGGCACAUAAAGCAAUCUAAACCCGGUAGGCCAUUCUGAACUGCACACAUUUUAAAUUUGUAUAUUUGUAUCAAAUGGAAAUGUUCAUUUUUAGAGUGUUGUUAAUAGCAACCAGGGAGCAACUUUUGAGUAUCUUCAGUUUUCUGAGGGACACUGGAUUCUCCACUUGACAGACCACCAUUAUUGUUCACGUCAUCUCUUUACCAUUGCACGCUUCCUUUGUGUACUUAAGUGACUCUUGAAAUACAUGGAACCAAUCUAUGCUGGCCA